AUGGGCUGGUUCUCCGUCCGCGUCAUCCCUCGCAGGCAGCGCGAUAUAGAGCCAGAACAUGAUCCUUUGAAACCAGCAUCUGAAUGUGUUGAGUAUAUCGAACCGGCCCCCACAAGCCAUUUUCCAAUUCAGGAUUCAUCGGUUCCCGAUGAAGAUCUACCAAUCAUUUCAGCAGCUUGUGUUCAUCAACAGCGGAUGACCCAGGACUUGAGACGAAAACGCUACUGGAUCGUGGUGGACAACAUUGUCUACGACUGCACGGACUAUCUUGACGAGCACCCCGGAGGAAGCACAGUCAUCCGAAGUUUUGUAGGGGAAGACUGUUCCUGGCAAUUCUGGCGUUUUCAUUCAGCGGCCAUUAUGAAGACUUGGGGACGGAGGCUACGGGUUGGGAAAACGAAGGAGGUGCAUGUUCGGUACAAAGAGCCCCCACGCUUUGUCGGAGGGUCUCAAGAACCCUGA
Messenger RNA from Aspergillus tubingensis, 462 nucleotides. Its product is annotated as cytochrome b5-like heme/steroid binding domain-containing protein. Gene Ontology annotation, cellular component: membrane; intracellular membrane-bounded organelle. Bases 1 to 462 code for a protein of 153 amino acids. The record is from RefSeq and is a predicted model, not a curated record. The transcript has a single exon. Gene Ontology annotation, molecular function: heme binding. NCBI's taxonomy places the organism in Eukaryota, Fungi, Ascomycota, Eurotiomycetes, Eurotiales, Aspergillaceae.